Molecule: messenger RNA, 1626 nt
Organism: Darwinula stevensoni
Lineage: Eukaryota; Metazoa; Arthropoda; Ostracoda; Podocopida; Darwinulidae
Source: the annotation of a GenBank genome assembly
AUGUUCCUGGGCCAGGAGCAUACUGCAGAAAGGCAUCAUCCCCAACGUAUUGAUGGAAGAGGGAAAAACUCCCAAUUGCCCAAGCAUCUCUCUUUUGAUGAGAUUCCCUGGAAAAAAUUCCGAAACGUCCCCUUGGAUUACCUACCCUUGUGCAACAUGGGGAGCAAAGCUCCUGGAAUAUAUCCCUGCCUCGACAAUCUCCAAUUCAACAACCUCUAUUAUCAACACCUACGCCUUCGGAAGCAAGACACGGACAUUUAUCUGUACUCCGCAUUCCACGAUCAUCGGAACGAGAGUAAAAUCCGUAUUUUUGGCAUGAUCAUCGGACCUGAAAAAUCCGUCCCGACUCUCAAAUGUAAAUUUUACGAAGGAAAUCAGACGUAUGGGUUUCGUGAGGGGCAGUUUAAAGUGUUCUAUCACGAAAUUCAACUGGGAUGGCCAGUUCCAUUCACGCUGAAAUGUGCUCUGAAGGAAGGAGAACCGAUCCCCGAUGCCGUCUCAGUGUUACCCUCAGAAGCCGACGAACCUGUCAACAUACUGAAAGUGUUUCAGCGAGACGAAAAGACCUUGAGCAACGAAAGUCAUGCUGUGUCAUUAUGUGUAAGACAACUGUACUUCGUGCAGGAUCUUUCCUACCUCCUGACAGAAUGGCUGGAGAUCCUCAAGUCGAUGGAAGUUGGGAAAGUGUUCGCCUAUGGCCUCCAAACUCAUCCCAACAUGGAACGCGUCCUUGAAUUCUAUGAAGAUCAGUUUAAAGUGUUCUUUCACGAAAUUCAACUGGGAUGGCCAGUUCCAUUCACGCUGAAAUGUGGGCUGAAGGAAGGGGAACCGAUCCCCAAUGCCGUCUCAGUGUUACCCUCAGAAGCCGACGAACCUGUCAACAUCCUGAAAGUGUUUCAGCGAGACGAAAAGACCAUGAGCAACGAAAGUCAUGCUGUGUCAUGUGGAGGAUUCGUGGAUUACAUCCCGAUCACCUUUCCUGGAACUCAGCCGAACAUCCCAGGACCCAAUGGACCUUUCCUGCCCAGGAAUGAAAAUUUCCAUCGGGGAUUCUACCACCUGCAACUCAACGAUUGCCUCUAUAGGAGCUUGGUUCAGGGUUACGAAUACGUAUCCGUGAUGGACGUGGACGAGAUGAUCGCACCGAACCCCGAAAACCGAAGCUGGCCCCGACUGAUGCAGAGCCUUGUCCCGAAAAACCCGGACUGGGACUGCUACUAUUUCCAGACCCGGAUCAUCCUGAUGGAGGAGGGCGAAACAACCGGGUGGAAACAGGACUACACCAUCAAGCUGAGGCAGACGAAAGCGGCGGAAUUCCCGAAAGAGUCAUCUCGGGUCGGAAAGAGCAUCUGCACGACCGAGAAGCAAGAGAUCAUGUCCAACCAUUUCUCCGAGAUCUGCUACCCCGGCGACCGCCCCUGCGCCAUGUUCGUCGCCCCCACAGACUUCGGGGAACUCUAUCAUUACGGGAAAUGCUGGGUUGGGAAUUGCACCGGGUCGGGAGGGAAUGCCACCUGCGACGGACAGAGUUGUGAUGUGGUUCAAAAGAGUUCUCUGCUGGCUCACAAGGACUCCGUCCGGCAGGGCGUCUUCGACACAUUGUUGAGACUAAAUCUCCUUCCGUAG